UAAAGCGGAGAAACCUUUUUAUUUGUUCCAUUUAUUGACAAAUAAUUGAUGAUUUAUAUGAAAAUUGACACACGCACACACACACAUGACUAUUCUUUUAGGCAACAAAAUGUCAACAUCAAUACGUAUUCCGCCAGCUGCAUCAGUGCCAGAAAAGAAGAAAUCCCGCAAAAAAUCCAACAUUACAUUGCACAUACCAACGAGUUUACAGGAUGUUCGCGACAAUUACUGUGUACAGGCGCUGGCUCAAACCACGAUGGACUUUUGCCGAGACUCAACUUUGCAUGGUAUCAAACACAUUGUUGUUGACAUCCAAGAAUUGGGCUCAAGCUAUAGCCGCCGAAAGCGAAUAAACAAGUUGCUGAGUUUGAUCAUUUGGUCGAGUGCUUGUGUGAUGGGCGCAGUUUUUGCAAUUGUCUUGAUGGGCCUAGUUUGGGAUCGAUUUCAAACAACACCAACAAUCACUACGGUCGAAACGAACAAUUAUCCCAUUUGGAAUGUUCCAUUUCCCGCAAUCACCAUAUGCAAUAUCAACAAAGUUUAUGCACCAGCCACAAAGAAUAUCACGGACAAAUUAAUUGAAAAAGGUUUGAAAAAGGAGUCAAUUAUCGAAUUUCUAGAGAAUUUAGCCAAAUUGAUCACACCUGAAUAUAUCGAUGCAUUAUAUUUGAAAACCUAUCAAUUCCUUGAGGAGAUGGGCUACACAACUGAUAAGCUAAUGCUGGAACUGAUGCAGCCCUGUAAUAACAUGAUCAAAAAUUGCGCUUGGCUCGGUAAAAUCGUCCCUUGUGACACUCUCUUCCGGGUCGCACGCUCAAGCGAGGGAUUUUGUUGUUCAUUCAAUUACAAAGCACUAAAAGGCGACUUGGAAAUUGAUUCAUCAAAAAAUACCGUUAAUGAGCAACUAAAUAAUCCAACGUAUCGGGUAUCUGGGGCUGGUGAGAAUGUUGGCUUGAAUAUUCGUAUUGAAAUCGAGAAGGAGUCAUAUGUGGCAUACAGUAAGUCAUUUUAUGGUGCAAAAAUCCUAAUUCAUGAUGCCGAAAAUUUCCCUCAAACAUCGGUCACUACGACAACAAUUGGCCAGCCGGGAUAUGAUCUGACAAUUGCGGUACUUCCCUCAGUAAUUGUGGGCGAACCCGGCAUUCGAUCAUUGUCACAAAAACAACGGAAUUGCCUAUUCGUCGAUGAGAAAAAAUUACGAACAACAAAUAAAUACAGCUUUCAAAGUUGCAUGACCGAGUGUACCGUUGACACAAUUUUGAAUAAGUGUGACUGUUUGCCAUUCUAUUAUCCGGAGUCAAAUAUGAAAGCCUAUUCGAAAAAGUAUCGCCAAUGCUCAUUGCACGAUGUGAAAUGCUUACGGGAUAAUCGACAUGUAUUUUCGAGUUUGAAACCACCAGACAAUAUAGCUGCCCUCAAUGAGAGCAGCAUCGGAAUGGAGUGUGUCUGCCCACCAACAUGCUCGGAAUUACGUUAUGAGGUGCAAUCAAUUUUAUCUCGCCGCUAUCCAGAGGAUAAACUCAACACAACAACUUCCGGAGAUAAUAGUGAAGAUCUAGAUGAUUCAACGACACUUAAGGUUCAUUUCAAGGACCUGACAUGUAUCAAGUACCGACGUGAUAUGUAUAUGACUUGGGAUGGCUUAUUUGCCUCGUUCGGUGGAAUUUUUGGUCUAUGCUUGGGCGGCUCUGUCAUCAGUUUAGUCGAGCUAUUUUAUUUCUUCACAUUGCGCUUAUAUAGUGUUGUCAUCAAUCGUGGAGCAAUCAAACAUGAUUCGAAACGCGUCAGCAUCAGUAAUAAUGUCAAAACGGUUGAGAUCAAUCCGAAAGCAUUUCUACAAAAUUUGAAGGCCUAUCAGCAAUUUGACCGACAUCCGAAAUGGCAUCGCGUGAGACCUUCGAUAUUUGGAUCAACUGCAAGCACCGGAACCAUUUUGGGCAAAACUGCAAUUCAUGAAUUCAACAAACCAGCCGUUCAUGAAUUUUUAAAAUAAACAACGAUAUCAUAGUUAUGAUAGAACAUGAUAGAUUUUGUCGGCAUUAUCAGCACCAGCAUUAUUCCAUUGAAUCACAAAUUAAACUGUGAACGUGUGUGUGUAAAUUGAUUUUUGUGUAUAAAUUGUUCAAUGAUUCCAGUAUUUGUUAUCACAAACAAUGAAUGAAUCCAAUAAACCGAUCAUAACUGAAUUUGAAAUAUUGCAGUUGCUAUGAUUGAUUCAAAUGGCCUUG
Messenger RNA from Sitodiplosis mosellana (orange wheat blossom midge), 2228 nucleotides. Its product is annotated as sodium channel protein Nach-like. The coding region runs from base 86 to 1993 and encodes 635 amino acids. The transcript is spliced from 10 exons. Gene Ontology annotation, cellular component: membrane. Lineage: Eukaryota; Metazoa; Arthropoda; Insecta; Diptera; Cecidomyiidae. The record is from RefSeq and is a predicted model, not a curated record. Gene Ontology annotation, biological process: sodium ion transmembrane transport. Gene Ontology annotation, molecular function: ligand-gated sodium channel activity.